Molecule: messenger RNA, 3582 nt
Organism: Acanthaster planci (crown-of-thorns starfish)
Lineage: Eukaryota; Metazoa; Echinodermata; Asteroidea; Valvatida; Acanthasteridae
Product: abl interactor 2-like
Biological process (GO): neuron migration
Cellular component (GO): actin-based cell projection; lamellipodium; SCAR complex
Molecular function (GO): SH3 domain binding; signaling adaptor activity
Source: RefSeq, a predicted model, not a curated record
UCCAGUGCUACUACACAUUUUCGUGCAUGAAACACCCGAAGUCGCGACGUGCUACCAGCGAAAGGUUCAUAUUAUGCGGAAGUGGCGCUGGGAUUGGCGUGUCGUUAGUUCCCUUUUUUGCAAUCGAAAUGUCCAGGUUAGCGGAGCUUUUUGACAGUGAAAUUCCUGGGGGACGAAAGGAAUUGCAGGAUAGCCAUGCAAAUUUGUUGGAUGUGGCGUCAUACUGUGAGGAUAACUAUUUAAAGGCUGCCAACAAGACUAAUGCCCUGGCCGAGACAAGACAGUAUGCCACGCAGGCCUUGGCCAGCGUGGCCUAUCAGAUCAACACGCUGGCCACCAGCAUGCUGCAGAUGCUGGAUUUGCAAGGGGUGCAACUGGCAGACAUGGAGUCAAGCAUCAACCACAUAGCUAGGAAUGUGAGCAUCCACAAAGAAAAAGUUGCCCGACGAGAAAUUGGUGUACUAACGACCAAUAAGAAUUGUCCCCGCACUCACAAGAUCAUUGCGCCGGCCAACCCGGAGAAACCCAUGAAGUAUAAAUCCACGCCAAUUGACUACAACGUCCUAGAUGACACAGGCCAUGGCAUGAAGCUCAGCAAUGCACCCAAGGCCAGCCGCACCCAGGACAUAGGCAAGCAGCGCACAGACUCCAUCAGCAGCAGCACUAGUACUAUGAGCAGCCAGGACAAUAACUUCCCCAUCUACCAGCCCAUGCCUGGUGCCAAGUUCGGGUCCUGGGGCAGGACCAGCCGACGGCCCUCAGUGCCCCCCAACGCGCCUGUUGCACCGAGCACUUACUCUGUCAUUGGCAGGGAGCAAGGUGUUGCCCAGGGCUCACCUCAGCUGGGCCGGCAGCAGCAGCAGCGGCCCCCUUCAUUGGCAUUUGGCCAAGCCCCGCCUCCUCCCAGUCAAAUCGGCAUGGCUCCAAUGGGGGCUCCUCCCGCACCACCUGCCCCACCCCCGGAAACAGAGGCACCCAACCAGGGACAUCGUAUGUCGGUGCCGCCCAUGGCCCCACCUCCCAUAAUGGCUCCUCCCCCCAUGGCACCGCCGCCACCCACAAUCCCUGCUGCCGACUUGGGCCCAAGGAGGGGCGGACCUGGUGGGGAUGGGGGUGGCAUGAUGAUGAUGCCACCGCCGCCUCCUCCAGACAUGAUGGAGUUGCCAGGUAUCAUGCCCCCACCGCCCCCGCCAGAUGCAACAAUGGAGUUGUCAUCCUUGCCCCCUCCCCCGCCCAUGGACAACACCCCUUACCCGGCCAACAUGGGCAUCACUGAUGAGGAGAUGCCUCCCCCACCAGAGUUUGUCCAGGCCGGUGACAUGGACCAGUCAGCGCCGACAGAUUAUAUGGAGAAAGUGAUCGCCAUCUACGAGUACCAGGCGACACGAGAUGACGAGCUGACUUUCCAAGAAGACGACAUCAUCUACGUGCUGAAAAAGAACCCCGAUGGGUGGUUUGAGGGUGUGCUCCAUGGCAUCACAGGACUCUUUCCUGGCAACUAUGUUGAGGUAGUUCCAUAGGAACUUCAUCUAUUCGGCCAAGGAAGAGACAAACAGGUGGCUCCUCAUUCCUUCCAUCUUAAGAAGAUUACACAUCAGGGUAGAGUUUAUUCUGCAUCAGAACGUAGUUGUACAGUGUCAAACCUAACCGUCUACUUAUGUGAACGUGUGCUUCAGAUACUCCUUAAAAUUAUGACUCGGUUUUAUGGGUUGUUAUGGAUGCUUUGCGUGGCAGCCAUCUUGGAGAUACAUGUACAUGUGCGUGCUUUGCUCCACCGGGAAACAUAUGAGUAGACCCUGUGUGCAUUUAAAAUUGAAAUAAGAAAUUAAAACCUACAAUAUGGCUGCCACAUGCAAAGCCAGACACUGUUUAUUUGGUAUGUAAUAUCUGUGGUGUGUCUGACACAAACCACGUUUGGGUUUAAGCUGCAUUUGAACCGCUUUAGACUCAAACGUGCAUGCCAGAUUUUUGUGUCUUUUAUCCUGGGAAAUUGGGGGUCAGUGUCAUAAAAGACAAAAGGGAAACAUUUCAGAUGAGGCAGUUGGGCUGAGCAGUUGAAAUAUCUGUUUCACUUUUUGCGCUUGCUGGUAAUAUUUUGUAGAUAAAAGAAUUAUCCUAAAAUGACUACAUGUACAUUGAAUAUUGUAUGUCUGUCCGAAUCUGGUAUUUCAUGGAGUGCUGUUCCAAAAUUGUACUGAGGUUUAUUUUCAUUGCAUUAACAAAGACUAAUGGUACCCUGUUGUGUGAUAUGGGCUGAUGAAAUAUGGAAUAAUUUUUUUUCACAUGCAUGCACAAUUUACUUUGUAUAUUGAUAUCAAACUACUCGCAUGGCAAUGAAAACCUUAAUUUGGGUUGGGGGGGCAUUCAGUAUUGUAUUGUAUCCGUUAAUAGGUGAUUUCCCAACAUGGGAAAGGCUUCAAACGAACAUUACGCUUCUGUUGCAAUGUUCCCUCCAUUGCAUACGUUCUUCUCUGCAACCUGAUUAUCUCAAACCUCAAUCCAGAGUUCUAACGGAGUCCUCAACUUUGGUAACUCUCCCUAAAAAGUGCAUUUUUGAAAACAUUUACAAAUUGCUUCAUGUUUUUUUCUGACAAGUGAGCGCACUGUUACUUUGAUGGCGUCAGAGCCAUGUACAGGUACUGAGAGAUUUGUGACAUAAGUGUCACCACUAUUGGAAACCAACAGGCAGGUGUAUGUGCAUGGACUGUUGGCAUAUACAUGUACAUACAAUAGCCAUGUGGUGUAUGGUACACAUAAUGAAUCGCCUUUUUGUUUCCAAAAUCUGAAGCUCGCACUUCUGGCUCAGUAUACAGCUUUGGAUGUCAUUACCUCAUUUGGGGGGAUUUCUUUUAAACUUGUGAACCGAAAAUUUGCUCCUUGAAAAUGUUUGGGAGAAAGCUUUGCUCACUAGGCUAACUGCCAUAAACAGAAACAACAGUAAAUCACCCAAGCAAACAAAAUUUAAGACAGCAAGAUAUCCAAAAUUCAGGCAUAGCGGCAGAAACACUGAUGCGUCUACCUUGGAUGACAUCACACCUAGCUGAUAAAUAUGCAAAUUUUCAUUAGUAUACAUGUAUAAAUCAAAGGCAGAAAAUUGCCCUUCAAAUCAGAUUGAAUGGGACACAGAGCAUGCAUUAAGAACUGUUCUUAAAAAUUACAUUGCACUGGCCCUUAAGAGUCUGAAAUUCUCGCACGGACUAUGAUUAAAGUAUUCAGUUGUUAAUCUAUUUCGGCAGUUGACUUGUGACCCGACUUGGCACUACAAUGGUUUCAAUACAUAAAAUGUCAUCAAAUUUCUCAUGAAGUUGAGAUUAAAUUGAAUGGAAUGGUCUUAAAAAUGAAAAUCGAGAUAUUUUGCACACUUUUCACCAAACAUUAUAUUUCACAUUAUAUUCCAGGUGUGUCUAUCAAUUUAUCCCGGAUUGACUUUGUUGUGCGUGCAUAUGGUUCUGUAUAAUUAUGCAUGCAUGAUAAUGAUAUAUAUAUGAAGGGCCUUAUGUACUCCACUGUUGUUAACUGCAGCUUAAAAUCAGGAAUGAAAUGAAAAAUUGGUUAUUAAAAGAAGCGGUAAUGUUCAGAUAA